Molecule: messenger RNA, 1563 nt
Organism: Pelecanus crispus (Dalmatian pelican)
Lineage: Eukaryota; Metazoa; Chordata; Aves; Pelecaniformes; Pelecanidae
Source: RefSeq, a predicted model, not a curated record
AUGCGAACAGAAGCUCGUCGAAAAAAUCUCCUCAUUCUGAUUUUGCAUUAUUUAAUGGAGGAAGGCUAUGUCGAUGCUGCAAAUGCUUUGGAACAAGAAACGAAAUUAAGUUUACGUGGCUUUGAAGUUUGUGACAACAUUGAUCUUGAGACAAUUUUGAUGGAAUAUGAAAGCUAUUACUUUGUAAAAUUUCAAAAGUAUCCUAAAAUUACUAAAAAGGUCCUGGACACUGCAGAAAGUAAACAACAGCUGAGAGCUGGAGGAAGACCACGAAGGGCAGCAAGCUCUUCUCAGAAUCUCCCAAGGCUCAAACAUCAGACAGUGCAACGACCGUUGUCAAAAACUUCACCUGGGAGCACAACAGAAUUUAAAUCAUCCGCCACGGAGAGCCCCAAACAGAAUAAUGACAGUGCGGUUACUCUGGAGCAAUCUGACUUUGGCUUAAGCAUCUCGGCAAUCAACAAAACUGGAGGAGACAGCACUCACCCAAGAAGAGGCCAAGUAAUUGACUUCCAUGGGACAAUUCAGGAUGCCAUCAAAGUAUCAUCAAAUGGAAUAGCCUUGAACAGCCUUAAUUGUGAUCCAGAUCCAUCAGAACGAUUAUUGAAACCCCUUAGUGCUUUUAUUGGCAUGAGUGGUGAGAUGAGAGAACUUGCAACAGUCAUAAGCAAAGACAUUUAUCUCCAUAAUCCAAACGUGAAGUGGGAUGAUAUUAUUGGACUGGAUGCAGCUAAAAGGCUAGUCAAGGAAGCAGUUGUUUAUCCCAUAAGGUACCCCCAGCUGUUUACAGGCAUUCUGUCUCCUUGGAAAGGAUUAUUGCUGUAUGGACCACCAGGUACUGGAAAAACUUUGCUUGCUAAGGCUGUUGCCACAGAAUGCAAUACAACUUUUUUCAACAUAUCAGCAUCCACCAUUGUCAGCAAAUGGAGGGGUGAUUCUGAAAAACUUGUCCGGGUGUUAUUUGAGCUUGCCCGGUACCAUGCUCCUUCCACAAUUUUCUUGGAUGAGCUGGAGUCAGUUAUGAGUCAAAGAGGCACUGCUGCUGGUGGUGAACAUGAAGGAAGUCGGCGGAUGAAAACAGAAUUACUGGUGCAGAUGGAUGGCUUGGCCCGAUCUGAUGAUCUUGUAUUUGUUUUAGCAGCUUCCAAUCUGCCAUGGGAGUUAGAUUCUGCCAUGCUGCGGCGGUUGGAGAAGAGGAUUUUGGUUGACCUCCCAAGUAAAGAGGCACGGCGGGUGAUGAUCCAGCACUGGCUGCCCCCUCUGAGCAACAGCGGAGGAGUGGAGCUGAGAACGGAUCUGGACUACAGCUUGCUGGGCCAGGAAACGGAUGGGUACUCUGGCUCAGACGUAAAACUCGUCUGCAAGGAAGCAGCCAUGAGACCAGUGAGGAAAAUUUUCUACGCUCUUGAAAAUCAUCAGCCAGGUAACAGCAACUUACCUGUGAUCCGAUUAGACACGAUCACAACAGCAGAUUUCCUGGAUGUGAUCGCCCACACCAAACCAUCAGCAAAGAACCUGAGCCAGAAGUACACAGCUUGGCAGAGAGAAUUUGAAUCCGUUUGA